This is a messenger RNA of Lasiosphaeria miniovina, 471 nucleotides long. Its product is annotated as ankyrin repeat-containing domain protein. Gene Ontology annotation, biological process: positive regulation of transcription by RNA polymerase II. Gene Ontology annotation, cellular component: nucleus. Lineage: Eukaryota; Fungi; Ascomycota; Sordariomycetes; Sordariales; Lasiosphaeriaceae. Gene Ontology annotation, molecular function: transcription cis-regulatory region binding; protein binding. The transcript has a single exon. The annotation marks the transcript as partial. The record is from RefSeq and is a predicted model, not a curated record.
GUCCGGCUACUAUUAGACAACAAUGCCGAGGUCAACGGCGGGGACUCUCAGGGACAGACGCCCUUGAUGCUGGCCACUGUCGGCGGCCACAGAGUCGUAGCCCAGUUGCUGCUCGACAGAGGCACCGAGGUCAAUCGACAGAAUAAAUAUGGAAAGACGUCGUUGAUGAUAGCCGCUAGAUAUGGGCACGUGGACCUAGUCCAAUUGCUGCUCGAUAGAGGUGCCCAUGUCAAUGCACAGAGCGAAGACGGAUGGGCGGCACUGUUGAUAGCCAUUCAUGUCCCCUCGGGCGACUACUACUCAAUCUCUAAACUCCUGCUCGACAAGAACGCCGAGGUCGAUGUGGAAAAUAACGACGGACGAACGCCGCUAUCGUUUGCCGCUGAGCUUGGCCGCGACCUCGCUGCCCAAUUACUGCUGGACAGAGGAGCUAAAGUUGACGCCAAAGACAAGCGCGGACGCACCCCGCUG